Molecule: messenger RNA, 1035 nt
Organism: Aspergillus candidus
Lineage: Eukaryota; Fungi; Ascomycota; Eurotiomycetes; Eurotiales; Aspergillaceae
Product: CCCH zinc finger DNA binding protein
Exons: 3
Coding region: 1-1035 (344 amino acids)
Molecular function (GO): metal ion binding
Source: RefSeq, a predicted model, not a curated record
AUGAAUUUUCGUGAACAAUACGUUCAGGGUGGGCAGACAGGAGGCCAUGAAGCUGCCCGGAGAUUGAUCCAGGCUGUUGAAGCACACCUUCAAGACGUUGACGCCGAAGCCCCCUCCAACAUCCGAUACAGAGUUUAUGUGUAUGCGAAUAUGGAAGGCCUGACCAACGCCUAUCGUGACGCUGGUAUAAUUCCUGCGAAUGAUAGCCUCACCCCAUUUAUCCAUGGAUUCAAUAAAGCAGAUGAGCUGUGUAACUUCGUGGACGCUGGGAAUGGAAAGGAAUGCUCUGAUGUUAAACUACGAGCCCAUUUCGAGCAAAACAUAAUCGACGUCCACUGUCGGCGGAUUGUGUUCUGUGCCUCCGCAGACAACGGCUACGCGCGCAUCCUUGGCCCCCACCGCGGGUCGAAACACAUUUCGCUGGUCAGGGGACCACCAUUUGCACACGAGAUAAAGGAUUUAGCCGCCGACUUUGAAACAACCUCGUUCGAUGAGAUCUUCUUAUCAAGCAAGCUAAAACCCACUAGGAGGGUGUCGUUUGGCUCUCAGGUCCAACACACUGUCAUCACGCCGCCACAGACACCCACCCCCAACUAUGCGUCGGCGGCAAAAUUGGCGCCUACGCCAUCACCCUCGACCAGUAGCACAAAACCCCAAGCACCAAGGCCUCGUCGAGUCAGUCCGCCAAUAUGCGUGAAUGUAAGAGGCCACCGGAUCGAUAGACCAGCCCAGUAUUCCUCGAAGGCGAAUGUCGAUUCCCUGAAGCGAAAGAAAAUGUGUAAUAAGUAUCACCUCCUAGGAUCAUGCCCCUUCGGUGAUAAGUGCGCGCACAAACACGGCCCAGCUCUGAAAGCACAAGAACAAACUGAUCUGGCAUAUCUGGCCCGGCUGUCCCCCUGCUACGAAGAUCUGUAUUGUAGGGAUGUGGACUGUAUCUCUGGACACCGUUGUCCGCGAGACCUCUGCUCCAACCCCAGCUGCAAGUUUUCUGAAGCCAUGCAUCUUGUUGACACGACUAUUGUGGCGGAGAUUUAA